UUUUUUUAAUACUUGGGGAUUUAACGGCAGUUCUGCUGCCAAGUCACUGUAUUUUUGAGUACUGUAUUAAUCGUUUUCUGACAUGGUUACUGGUAAUGUUGACGUUACGUAUUUGAACAACUUAUCAGUUCGGGAUGUACGAAAAAGACUAUAGUUUCUAAGUCUUCCAAAGAAUAAUAGUUUUGUCGUACGUUUUGAGCUUUUAUUGUUUUAUAUUCCCAUUUUUCCUUCCAUUUUCAGACCUCUUUUCGUUUUCUAUUCUUCAUUAUUGAGCGAUGUGAUUUCUUGAUGACGAUGUGUAUUAUUUGUACUUAUCGGUACUCGAGGAAGUGAACGACAGGUUACAAUGUACACUWAUUUCACUGCAAAUAGUACAACUACAGCUUGUCGUCGUAUUUCAGUAGCCUUGCCAGUUCUACAAGACAACCAAACAUGAGAUUCCUCCAAAAUUAUAUCCCAUAUCUUCAUUAUCUAUUUUAUGGAGGUUUUUGCAUUUUGGUUAUUGCUGAUUUUUACCCAACAACCAUAAAAGAUCGYAUUGUUGUGAAAAGAGUUUAUCAAAGUGUUGAAACCCAAGACUGGAUGCAAUGUCUUGUUUUAUGUCAUUCUGAUGUCGACUGUUCUUCUUACAACUUCAAACUCGACGAAAACGAAGCGGAAAACAGUUGUGAGUUGAGUARAUGUGGCUUCGGUGAAAGACAGGCGACUUUGAUUUCAAGGCAAGGAUUCGUAUUCCAGCAAUUGAGACCAGUAAAGGAUGGUCACUUAUGCGAAAUUCAAAGGAAACAGAUUAUCGACCCAACUCAAAAACCCACGAUUGCUGCASGUCUYAAGGCAUCUGUGAUCCUUCAAAGUCGGCAUGAUUCAGCCAAGUACAUAACUGCCCUCCAAGACUACCUCAACUUCACCAAUCACACUUGGAAAAGAUGCUUUCACUCAGGAGAACCAGGUCUCAACCAAACAGCUUUUCAUCAGCUUUGUGAUUCUAAAGGCCCAACAGURACUAUUGUACGAGUUGAUGAAUACAUAUUUGGUGGAUAUAUUGACAAAUCCUGGAAGGCAUCCAAGCCCUGUAUUGCUGUCAUGACUAGCCGUGCAUUUAUAUUUUCUCUGUUCAACGAAUAUGGUUUCAAACCUUACAAGUUUAAAGUCAAGACUGGUAGUAAUAAAUAUGUGGCAGCUUACMACUGUGCAAACCAGGGACCAUCGUUUGGCUAUGGCUACGAUUUGGUUCUGUACGGUGGGACUUCCAUCGGGUCAUAUGCCAGAUGUCAUUCAUACGAAAAACCGCCAAACUGUUCCUGUAACGUCAAUGUCACCUGUACCUUUUAUACAGGGAAAAGGUCUUUUAUUCCAAGCGACGUCGAGGUCUUUUACCAAGUUUAAUAAGCUUUUGCUAUCACAAAUUUAAAAAAUGAGAUUGUGAUCAGUUUUUUCGAUCAGUUUUGAAUAGAAGCUCGUAGUGAUGAAGCCGCGGUCUGGUCAUCAAAAGUCGGUGCCUGCUAAACGGAGAUUACAACCUUYAGUAGAAUAAUGAUCCUUUGACUGUUCUAUGGUGGUUAACCAUUCAAAAGGUCUUCUUCAUGAAUCUUGAAAAUCAACAGAUUAAUCACAAGUCAAGACUUAAGUGAUUUUUGUGAGUAGGAAACUCAUCUGACAAUGUCAGUCGCACUCAGCGCAAUUCCCGCACUUUGUCUMUGAUUGUCUAUCACGUGUAUAUUAUAUUACUUAAUAAUACAAGAGUUUUGUUUGUGCACUCAAUAAAUGUUUUUCAUUUAACCWAGAAA
This is a messenger RNA of Exaiptasia diaphana, 1787 nucleotides long. RefSeq lists its product as uncharacterized. NCBI's taxonomy places the organism in Eukaryota, Metazoa, Cnidaria, Anthozoa, Actiniaria, Aiptasiidae. The record is from RefSeq and is a predicted model, not a curated record. The coding region runs from base 433 to 1386 and encodes 317 amino acids. The transcript is spliced from 4 exons.